AUGCCUUCUGCUGUUCCCACGAACAAUAAUGAGAUAAUCACCAAGUUUACGAAUUGCCGGCUGGUAAAGGGUGAUGAGCUGGUAGAGCAGGAUCUCUGGGUGAGCUCAGCGACGGGGAAGAUUGUCAAGAGUCAAGAAGCUUUCUAUGGAGCGCAUGCAACACCCGACGUGACGGUCAACCUGGGAGGACGAAUAAUCUCACCGGGUCUUAUUGAUGUCCAACUCAACGGAGCAUUCGGGUUCAACUUUUCCUCGAUACCAGAAGAGCCCUCGAGCUACGGCAAAACGUUGCGACAAGUCAACAAGUCCAUAAUCCAAACAGGCGUCACAUCCUACCUCCCAACCCUAACGACACAACCCCAAGAGGUCUACCACAAUGCCCUGCCAUAUCUCGGUCCAUCUGGCGGCCUUCGAAUCGCAUCAGAUGGCGCAGAAUCCCUCGGAGCACACUGUGAAGGACCCUUCCUCUCGCCCACCAAAAAUGGCAUCCAUCCCGUCGAAUGCAUAACACCAGCCUUGAACGGCUUCAGCGACCUCGAGGCCAUGUACGGCGCCACCAACAUAAAUCCCACCCUCGACCCCCUCUCCGGCACUCUCCAAGCACCCAAAAUCAAGAAAAUCACAGCCGCGCCUGAGAUCGGGGCUAUGAUGCGGACGAUUCCAGAUAUUACCGCGAGGGGGAUUGUAUAUAGCAUCGGGCACACAGAAGCAAGCUACGAGGAGGCAUCGCUGGCUGUAGCUUCCGGCGCAACGAUGAUCACGCAUCUCUUCAAUGCGAUGCGGCCCCUGCACCACCGCAACCCGGGCGUUUUCGGCGUGCUCGGCAUCGCAGAAUCGCUUCCAAGACCGUACUUCGGGAUUAUUGCCGACGGCAUACAUCUCCACCCCACGAGUAUCAAAAUAGCGUUCAAUGCGCAUCCGGAGGGCUUCGUAUUAGUUACUGAUGCGAUGCAUCUUGUGGGGUUGCCGGAUGGCGUUUAUGAGUGGAACAACGGGGAGAGGAUCUUGAAGAGGGGAAGUCAAUUGUUAUUGGAGGGAACGGAAAAAAUUGCUGGGAGUUCCAUCACCCUCAUCGAAUGCGUGAGCAACUUCCUUAAUUUCUCCGGAGCCACUGUUCCGCAAGCACUGAAGGCGGUAACAGCCACACCAGCUGCUAUGUUGGGCUUGAGCGGAGUCAAGGGCAGCCUAGAGAGCGAUGCCGAUGCUGAUCUAGUGGUGCUCGAGGAACAGGUUGAUGCGAUGGGGAAGAGGAGUCUUAAAGUUGAUCAGGUGUGGAAGUUUGGCAGUAAAGUGUUUGAUAGAUCCCAGUAG
Molecule: messenger RNA, 1311 nt
Organism: Lachnellula hyalina
Lineage: Eukaryota; Fungi; Ascomycota; Leotiomycetes; Helotiales; Lachnaceae
Product: N-acetylglucosamine-6-phosphate deacetylase
Exons: 2
Coding region: 1-1311 (436 amino acids)
Biological process (GO): N-acetylglucosamine catabolic process
Molecular function (GO): N-acetylglucosamine-6-phosphate deacetylase activity
Source: RefSeq, a predicted model, not a curated record